AUGGUAUAUGAUCAAUAUAUGUCCUUAUCAUUUGUAAAUAUUAAUAUUACUAGUUAUUGUGUGCAAUUCAUCGAUAGUUUAUGUUAUAUAUUAGUUAUUUUUGGACUUGUUGGAAAUAUCUUAGGACUUUUAAUAUUUUCUUCAUCUCGUCAUACUUCUAAAAUUUCAUCCGUUUAUGUUUAUUUAGCUACAUCAAGUUCUAUAAUAAAUAUUUUUUGUGUUAUUCGAUAUGCUUUAGUUUUACAUUCAAAAUCACGAAUUAUUAUAAAUAAUUUAAUUGGACAUGUAUGGUUUGCUUGUAAAUUAUAUGAAUUAUCUUUUUGUUUUCGUCUUAUUUCUUCUUGGAUAAUACUUUUUUGGAUGUUUGAACGUGUAACAUGUGUUUCAAAAAGAUUACGAACACUUUUUUAUCGAUGGAAUGCAAGUCAAUUGAAAUUUAUUAUUCCAUGUAUUAUUAUUUUUAUUGUUCUCGGUUGUGUAAUUGGACCUCCAGCUUAUAUGUAUCAACCACGAAUAUCUAAAAAUAAAUUAAGUAAUUCUACAAUAAAAUCAAUGAAUUAUUUUUGUGGCCUACCUUCUACCGUAUCGAUUAAAUGGCAAAAAUAUUUUAAUGAAUUACAUCUUGGUUUAAAUCAUUAUACGAUACGUUGUUUUUUCUCUGAAUUAUUUCCAGCUGCAACAAUUAUUAUAUUUAAUAGUUAUAUAAUGUAUUAUCUUUUUCGAACAUCUUAUCAAUUUAGUCAAAUAAAUGAAAAUAAAUUAACAAAAGAACGACAAAGAACAACAUCAUGGAUGAAUAUUGUUUUAAUUCUUCAUUCAUGUCUUUUUCUUUCAUCACUUUUCUCUCAUAUUGUUGGACAUUUCCUGUCUGUUGAAGCACAUGAAACAUGGUGGGUGUUAUUAACAGUUUUAGGAAAUUGCUCAUUAAAUUUUUAUGUCUAUUGUCUAUCGGGUAAAGCAUUUCGAAAACAAAUUAUUCAUAUUAUUCAACGAUUAAUAAUAUUAAUUUCAUAUAAAUUACAAACUUGUAAGCAACAACAGCAAAAUCAUCAAUAUGAUAAUUUUAAAAUUGAAAAUUUGAUUUGUCAAUCUAAUCACGUUGAAAACAUUAAUCAACCUAAAAGUUAUGGAACUAAAAAUUAUCCAAAAACAAUUGGUAUAAAUUCAUCAUCUCCAAUAAGUGAACAAGAAACAUCAGUGUAA
Adineta steineri is the source of this 1203-nucleotide messenger RNA. The record is from the annotation of a GenBank genome assembly. NCBI's taxonomy places the organism in Eukaryota, Metazoa, Rotifera, Eurotatoria, Adinetida, Adinetidae.